AUGUCUGAUCGUGAUAAGGAGCAGGAAAAAGAAUCAUCUGUACAGGAUUCAAAAAAGAGAAAAUUAGAUGAAUCAAGUCCCAUUAGCAUACCGAGCACGUCUAAUGUUGCCGCGAAUUUACCUUUAUGGGUUGCAGGUGGCUCUCCUGCAAAGUUUUGUACUCAAAAUGAGCUCUUGAAUUUGUCCAAAGAAUUAGAGAAUUUGGCUUUAGUUCAUGAAAUAGCUAUUGAUCCAAGUUUCAGCAUUCCAGAAACCCCCGAAGAUCCCAUAAGAAGCUCUGUUCAAGACUCAAUGAGAAGAGCUUUCUGGGACCUGUUGCGCAAAGAUUUAACAACUUCUCCUCCCAGCUACACAAAUGCUUUCAAUCUCCUUCUUGAGAUAAAAGAAAUUAUCUUGACCGAUAUACUCACAGAUCAACAUGUUAGGUUAAAAUCAGAAAUACAGCAUCGCAUCGACGAAGAAACACUAAGGGCAAAGUUAGAACAAGAUUCAUUUCACGUUGAGCCUAUUGCUCGAUUCAUUCUGGAUUUUUUGAGUCGGUUAUGCUCUCCUGCUCGUGAUGCAACUAUUGAGAACAUCAAAAAAGAAACUGGAAUCGUAGAACUACUGAGAGGAAUCAUGGAGCUGCUUGAUGUAAUGAAAGUUGAUAUGACCAAUUAUACGAUUUCUGUUAAUCGUGCUGCUGUGGAGAAACAUAGCGAAAAACUAGAGUUGCAAGUUUUCCUGAAGUUAUUAGAGCAGGAUCCAGGUGGAGCAGAUCUCACCAAAAAAUGGAUUGCUGACGCCUUUCUAGAGGUGUUUCCCCCUGUAACUGAAGAAUCUGUCAAAAGAGAAAAGAUAGAUAAUGAUGAUAAGGACGAGCUCACGAAAACCACUAGUAAAGGUUACGUGAAUUUGAUAAUUUCUGAGAACCCAUCACCGUUUCCCGAAACUUUGCAAAUUGAUAAACUAAGACUCAGGAGCCUAGCAGAGAAAUACUUGCAAGUGUCUAUAGUCACUACCGCAAUAUUUGUUACUUCGAAUAUUGCUGGAAAAGAUAUAGCACAAAGUGAAGGUUUCAAGGAUCAGGUCAAACGUAAUCUCAUAGCUAUUAGUAAUGAUAUUGAAGAGAAAACACUCAAUGAAACAGUCGAUGGAAUAGCUGAACAAUGCGUGAAAGAUUUGAAAGAAGCAUCUGAAAAACUACAAAAAGAGUUUACCGAAGAGCAACAGCAGGUUUUACGCUCACAAAUCAAGACUAUCAAAGAACCCACGCAAUCAGUACGGCAAUUAGUUGAGAAAAGAAUAAGCAAUUUCAUUGAAGGCGUUCUCCGAGCUCCAACAUCACCACAACGGUUACUACCUGGUCUAUCAGUAGUUCAAUCAGAAUUAUAUGCAUUCAUCUCCAAGUUUUUACGGAUAUGCCUGCAUAAUCGCAAAACUUAUGAAACAUUUUAUGCAAAAGUUCUAGAAGAGCUCAAGAAUUCAAGCCCUCCUGAAUAG
This is a messenger RNA of Auanema sp. JU1783, 1482 nucleotides long. Lineage: Eukaryota; Metazoa; Nematoda; Chromadorea; Rhabditida; Rhabditidae. The record is from the annotation of a GenBank genome assembly.